UGUUCUGUUGUAUUAUCUUUCACCGUGGUGAGACGCCAGCGGCUAGACACUUAAGAGGAAAGACAAGUGAAUGUCGAAAUGUAUUAUUUAUGUGUAUGCUGUUUGUAUUUCCCCCCAAAAAAUGUAACUGAAAGACAGUUCUGAAGAUAGCAUAGAAGCUCACUCCGUUAAUUGUUCGAUUAUACGUCUUCAGUGUCAUCCUCCACUUUUUUCAGAAACAUAUGUAGCCUAUGAUAAGCUAGUGAAGUUUGAAAUAUUGCGUAUCUCCAAAUUAUGUGCAUGCCAGGUAUACAUGACAGACAUAGUAUGCAGCAAUAUGAAUGUCUCUUUUUCUCUGUGUGUUUUCCUGAAACCAGAUAUGUAAUCACUCGAAGAAAUAGUUUCUUUUUUGUUUUCAGUUAGGUACUUACUUCAUCCUGACAUUAUACUCACUGUUUAUGUUUUAUUAUAAGGGUGAAAUUGACAUCCAGAAAUUGCCUGUGGAUUCAGAGGAACACAAGUUUAAUUCAUGGAAAGUAAAAUACAAGAAAAGUCACAUACUCCACUCAAAAUGUGUCAAUGGACCUUGCGAAGACGAUAAAAAUAAAUGCUUGUUGUGCAUUUACAACAGUGAACUAGAACUUCCACAUUUACCUGACAUGGUGUUCCCCAACAAUGUGAUGGUUUUACAGCACGAUAACGGUUGUGGAAUAGAGUUCAAUGCCUUGGAUGCUCUGCGAAGAGUCAGUAAUGGAAAAUUAUCUUUGAAAGUUGCCUGUUCUGAGGAAUGGAAGGAAUCAAGACAGGAGCAUGGAAACCUUGAUGAAGUUAAGCCAUUUGACUGGACAUUCACCACGGACUAUAUGGGCACAUUGUUGGGAAAUUUUAUUGUGAGACAAACAGAUGAGAGGAUAAAUAUUGAGAAACUACGGCAAAGGGAGCAAAUAUUAUUUUAUAAUGAUCUCACAUUAUUUGAAGACGAGUUACAUGAUAAUGGCAUUGCAGUUUGCUCAGUGAAAGUGAGGGUAAUGCCAAGUAGUUUCUUUGUCUUGUUGCGGUACUUCCUGAGGGUGGACAAUGUCAUGUUGCGAACAAAUGAUACUCGGCUGUAUCAUGAAUUUGGAACAGAUUUUAUACUGAGAGAAUAUACAUCUAGAGCAGCUCAGGCAUCUGAAAUAAAACAUGUUCCACCUUCUGUCCUCAGAGAGCCAAAUGAGGUGACACCACUUCUUCCAUUAAUUGAGUCUCAUUAUUCUAAACUUAGCUUCCCAGAAAGCAGUUCUUCAGGAAUAAAAUAAUUUGCAGAAUGGAUGAUAAAGCCAAUGUUGUCAUUUUUGGUGUGUGUGUGUGUGUGUGUUUUUUUUUAAAUAAUUGAUGUACUUUAUAUUCCUGGAGUAUGUUUAUAUUGUCAAGUACAUGGUUUUUAGCAAUAGUUAAAAUGUAAAAUGCAACGGAAAUUGAGUCUAUGAACUCGUGUAAAAACAUUUGGCUCAUACUGAUUAAGCCCUGAAUAAUCAUUGAGACAUGUUGUCAUUGUUACUAACAGUGAUCAAUCCAUUCCAAGGAGUUGAGGAAAUUGAAUAAUUGGUGUAUAUUGCUUCUCUAGAGCUGCAAACUUAAUGAAAUGAUGUAGGUUUCAUUUCUUUAUCCUGUUUUUUGCCUGUGCAUUUGUCUGUAAUGAGAGAACUGUUACAUCUUUCCUACACCCCAUAUAAUGUAUUUACUAUUUCAGAAAUCUGCCAGUAUAUAUGUAGAAUCAUAAUUAGUUGCCAUAUUCUCAAUUAAUUAUGAAAGCAUUAAAUUUUGUGAGCACUGUUGAGGAUGUCAAAAAAGUUGUUAACCAUUACAAUAACAGAAUAGGUACAUAUUGAACAGGUGUGUGUAAAGUUAUGUAAGCAUUAUGUUUAGUGAGACACUGUAAUUUGUGCUCAUUUCCCACCAUGUGUGUGUGUGUGUGUGUGUGUGUGUGUGUGUGUGUGUGUAUGUGUGUGUGUGUGUGUGUGUGUGUGUGUGUGUGUGUGUGUGUGUGUGUCUACACCAUGAAAAGUUGUUAACCAGUACAAUAUAUUGUGAACAGAAUAGGUAUUCCUUGAACAAGUGUUCACAGAAUUAUGUAAACAUAAUCUUUAGUGAGACACUGUACUUUGUGCUCAUUUCCAAACUUGUGUGUGUGUGUGUGUGUGUGUGUGUGUGUGUGUGUGUGUGGUAAAAGUAGACAUCAUGUUUUAUCAAUAUACAUUAAAAAAGUGAAAUUGUGAAAAGUGAAUAUGUGCUUUUAUUUUAUUAAAAUUUAAUAGAAGUGUCAUAUUUCAACAUUCAUCUAUAUUUCCAUUUUUGCCAACUGUGAUGUCAGAAUGAGAAACUAAUAGGCCUACAGUCCUAGUGUAGUAAUUCAGAACACUGUGUUCAAAAGUAAAAUACAUAUUUAAAAAAAAAAUUAUUCCUUCCUUCCACUCACCCAUCCCUUCUCCAAACAUAAGAGAUAAAAGAAAUGAAACUGCUAUGCCUAUACUAAAUAAUAUUAUUACAUUUUGUGUUACUGGAAUAAAGUGUAAUCUGGCUUUUA
Schistocerca gregaria is the source of this 2545-nucleotide messenger RNA. Its product is annotated as TIP41-like protein. Bases 438 to 1277 code for a protein of 279 amino acids. Gene Ontology annotation, cellular component: cytosol. The transcript is spliced from 6 exons. Lineage: Eukaryota; Metazoa; Arthropoda; Insecta; Orthoptera; Acrididae. The record is from RefSeq and is a predicted model, not a curated record. Gene Ontology annotation, biological process: TOR signaling.